This is a messenger RNA of Silurus meridionalis, 5564 nucleotides long. Its product is annotated as voltage-dependent calcium channel beta subunit-associated regulatory protein. Lineage: Eukaryota; Metazoa; Chordata; Actinopteri; Siluriformes; Siluridae. The transcript is spliced from 10 exons. Gene Ontology annotation, biological process: negative regulation of voltage-gated calcium channel activity; negative regulation of calcium ion-dependent exocytosis. Bases 105 to 2945 code for a protein of 946 amino acids. Gene Ontology annotation, cellular component: secretory granule; plasma membrane. Gene Ontology annotation, molecular function: transmembrane transporter binding. The record is from RefSeq and is a predicted model, not a curated record.
CCGAGGUUCAUUCAUAACUAGGUUCAGCUCUGGAUGAAAAUGAAAGGCGCCCAGUGAAGAGCCGCAUGCAGCCCAACUAGGAAGUGCACAUUCUUGCCAGGACCAUGAGCGAUGAGCCGCCUCUGCUGACCACCAUCACGGAGAACGCCACUGAUGUUCCAGUGGCAUCAGCCAGGCCGGAUAACUAUGUGCUGCUGUUGGUGAUGCUGUGCGUUUUUGCCGGCGGAACGCUGGUCCUGCUCUCCGUUCUCCUUAUCUUCUGCCAUCGCUGCUGUCAGAGCGGACGCCGCUACUCGAGGGCCAGUGAUGACUUGGAGAAAACCAACACCACAUAUGUGGAAGAGAGUCAACCUACACAAGACAUCACCAUUAGGAUGGAAAGCACGGACACGCUGUCCACCUCCAGCUGUCACGGAGAUGAGAACACAGAGCGCUUUCAGUCCUCGGUGUACACAGGCCGGCGGGUCUCCUUCAACGAGACGGCCAUCUAUGAGCAGAGCAAGAAGAACCAGGAGAAAGGCCGAAGGUAUACCCUUACAGAGGGUGAUUUUCACCACUUGAAGAAGGCACGCCUGACCCACCUGCACAUUGCUCCUCCAGCGCUGAACAUCCUGACCAUCAUGGAGUGUGACUCACCUGAGAACAGCAUCAGUCUGCGAGAACAGCUUCAGCCCAAACCUUCCCUCUCGAUAUUUCAGCUUGGUGAGGGCACCCUGCCUGAAUCUCAAGUGCCGUGGAAUUGCCAGAGCCCAAGUUGUGCACUUCCUGGAGACGCCCUCAACUCUGUCCUGGACACCACCUUUAAUUCCAGCACUAGUGAAGGAAGCACUGAACCACCUCGAUCAAGGACUAUUGAGGCAAUAGGAAAUGCUGCUUCAAAGAUGGAUGGCAACCCCGGAUCCUCCCAAGUGACAGGAGCAUGUGCAUCAUCUGGAGGAGGAGGAGGCGGCGGCUCAUCUUCAGGCCAGGGCACCAUGCUGCACUUUCUGUCCCGACUCAGGCGACAUGCGAGUCUAGAGGGAGCCAGCCCUUAUUUCACUAUCAAAAAGUGGAAGUUAGACAGCAGUAACAGAGCAGCCAGUCUGGACAUGAGAGGUUCACCACGGAGACGGGCAUUUCAAAGACAGAGAGCAGCAAGUGAGACUUUUGAACAGGGGGAGGAGGACAUCCAGCAGUCUGGACCAGGUGCAGAAAGUGAUUUUUUGUUGCAUGUCAAUCUCCCUCAGCAACAAGUUAACCCCCCAAGACGACUCUCUGCUGGCUCUUUGGAGUCAUCAACUACAGGCUGUCCACCUCCACAAGCCCCACUCAGGAGGUUAGAGGUGAAGGCUGUAUUUGAAGUAAGGGAUGAAGACAGCAAGACCCAAACAGCCCUCAAGUUACCAGAAUCCUUUGCGCCUCAAGGGAAGGAUGAAGUGGAAAAGAAUGGAGAUACUGGAGAGAUUAUACUAGGAGCAACAGGAGGAGAGGAUACUAUCACUGAAGGGCCUUCUGAAUUUGGUUUGAUGAACAGACAGGAAAGUCUGGAGCAGCCCAAUAUGUACCGGGACAUCUGGAGCCUACGAGCAUCUCUGGAACAGUAUGCCUCCUCUGAUCUGAGCAGCAAUGACAGAGACUCUACACGCAGUGAUGCUGAUAGUGUCUGUUCACUAGGGGCCAUUGGUGCCUCCAGAACCGGUAUGCUUAUUUACCAAUCACAAGACAUAGAUGAUGAGAUCGAUGGGGAUGGUGAGCUUCCAUAUGAUGAUGUGGUCAGAGACGUAAGCAGCAGAAGGAAUGGCAGGGACAGUGUGGACUCGGAGAGAGGCAGCGACAGUGAGGCUGGAAGCAGGAAGCUUCUGCAAAUGGACAGUGGCUAUGCUUCCAUUGAGGCACCAUGCAAAGCACCAGAGGAACUACGACUGUUUGGAAGCACUUCGGGCAAGACAGCUUCAGAACGGCGCCGCUUCUUUACGAAUGCUGGCCGCAAGGGCACGGUGUGUGAGAGUUUUGAGGCCCGAUUGUUCAAAGAGGAGCUGGAAGAUGAAGCUUUAGAAAGCAGCAUUAGUGUAGCGUCAGAAGUUCCCAGUACCAUACCCCAGAACGAAGCAAGCGUCUCACUCAAAGACACACAAGAAAUGCAGACAGAAACCAAACCCAGACCUCGCUUUCGUCGCAGAGACUACAGCAUAGACGAGAAAACAGAUGCGCUGUUUAAUGAAUUCCUGCGCCACGAUCCACAAUUUGACCAGCAAGGUUCACCUUCUCUACGGCAUAGACAUCGCUCACGGAUCCACCUGCGCAAGCAGUGGCAACGCACAAAGCAGUACAGUGACCCUGGAGCUGCUCGCUACUCACCGUCCCUGGAAAGACAGCGAACUUACGCACUGCGGAGGGGAGACAGUGCCAACUACCCACUGGAUACACGGUACCACAGCACCCUACCGCGUAUUGCUAGUGCUGCAGACGAGGAGGCCAGUGAAGGAGCAGCCAGUGAAGGCACUGAAUCGGCCAAAGCACAGGACUCAGGUCCAGCUCCCGAAGACAAUUCCAACAACAGCAGUAACAACAGUAGCCCUGUAGUAAAGUCACAGGGGGAUCAUCCCACCGUGUUGUUUUCCACACCCUCAAUGGACAGCACCGGGGGGGACUCUGGGAUACUGGAGGGUUGUGGGAGUGCUAUGCAUCCUACAGAUGAACAUAGAUGGUCUGUCACAGACCUCAGUCUUGUAAAGACAAGUGACAUCCAAUGGAACACAGGCAUUCACAUUCCAGAGAGCAGGUAUUACAUGGAUGAGGACCCUAUGGAUAAAGGGUAUGUGCAUAGCGUAGCGGAACCCAAUCCUUCCGAUAAAUUGGUGAGCAGUCUAAAUGAACGGCUCUACACCAGCCUGAAGAGGACUCAAGGCAGUCAAGAAUGCAUGGUGACUGUGACCCGCACCUCCCCAGACCUCAGCCAGGCCUAAGAGCAUGAUAAAUUGCACCAUACCAUGACUGGGGUAAUUAGAAGGAACCCCCUCAGAGUACAUCAUUUUUAUCUGGAGGUGUUAAGACAACCCGAUUCCACACUACCAAAACCUCAGUCAUUUUCAGAUAAAUAAUGCAUGCUUGUUCCUUAAUAAUGCAGGUUUUAAGUAAGUGAGUUUGGUGCAAUCUCAAACUAGGGAAAUGUCUGAAAAUGUAGUAAAAGUAAAAUCCAUAUGCAGACAAUUAUGCUAAAAAAAAAAAAAAAAAAAGACAUUAUUUUGUCCAGGUCAAUGUUAAGACUAUUUCAAAUUGCACUGUGAAAACUAGGUCAACUAGGGUGCUUUGUGAAACACAGUUACAGGGCAAUUCAGAGUAAUAACCACAAGACUCAACUGCACUUUUGUUCAUUACAAAUUAUGAUAACGAAUCAGCCUUUUCCCCUCAAAGAAACGCAUUAGACAGCGUUAGUUCUUCCAGAGGAAGUCAGUAGUUUUCUUGUUAAUUUAAUUAUGAUCACAUUACUCCUAAAUAUGGGUCUCUAAGUCCUAUGCUAUUUUGGAAUUGCAACUCUAUUCCGAUCCUAGCACCUAGCAGAUCUUUUCAAAUCACAUCUUUUUAUAGAAUGCUGAUUCAUAAUCCUCUUUCCUCAAUUUAUGUGUGGGAUUAAAGUACUUCAUCCCCAAAUUAUUUUCCCUAUUUGAGGACAAGUUCACAUUGAGUUUUAAAGUUAUGCACUUCAAUUUCAAAAGAGUAGUCAGAUAACCAGAGCUUCUUCCUUUCCUUUUGAUUCUAAAGGCUGCAUUAAAUGGUAUGAUAUUCGUGUGGAAGAAUUCCUUCCACGUGAAAAACACUCAAAAUGAACUAUUUGCCAUUUAGUUUGUGACCAAAGGCAAGUUUGAGCAGAGUGUGAAAUUGUGGCCCUGAAGAAGGGAACCAAGAUGCUAAAAUAAAAAAAAAAAAGUCACUUAUGACGGAAAGUUUUACUUUAUCGAAGGAGAAAACUGCAGAACAUGUGAACAUAAUUGACAAGAUUUUAUUAGCAUCAGCUCACACCGUGUGAGACAAGACCUCUGUCAUGCCACAGUGUCAAGCAUAAAGUACAUUAAAAAAAAAAAAAGAACAAAAAGGAAAAAAAGAGCUCUUUUGAUAAAGGGGCGCUGACUUUACUUUGACUCCCUACUAUUAGUUCUGUUCAUUUUAUUUUUUAAGUGUCCUUGUUGGCAUGAUGUAUAGUCGACACUGGCGCAAACCUUGGGAGGCGGGCCAGCGGUGUCGGACAUCUUUCAUGUUUCUGGCUAAGAAGUCAAAAAGUCACUUUCCAUUUUAUACCUUAAUGUUAUUUAUUGAUUUUUUUUUUUUUUUGUCAGUCUUAAUUAUAAUAUUUAUUAAUGUCGUAUGUUCUAUAGAAAGCUUAAAGCAGACAUUAAUCAUGACUAAAGGGAUGGGAAAAUGGCCCGGAGCUUGGAACGUGUGUGCGCGAUAUUGAUUGUCCAGAGUAAAGAAAAAUCUCUGGCAUUAAAAUAUUAUUUUUGGAAAUUUUGCACAAAACUAGAUAUAUGCAACGUUAGCUAACAGGAACUAAAUUACAGUAUUAAGUUCGCUUGUGGCUGGAUUUACAAAACCAACCGAUAAACGCCGAUACUUUUCCAAACACCAAAUGAUUUAUAAGGUGGAAAUCAAGCCUAGGGUUCGUAGUUCUGAUAAACAUUUCAACGCAUCAGUGAGCCAUGAAAAAGGCUGCCAUGAAUUGAACACAUGAAGCGUGUUAAACAUGCCUGCUCAUUGCACACUAGUCCUUGUGGAUAUAAAACUGUCGGAGAUUGAUUAUGAACCAGUCUCUCGUUUUCUUUCACACAGAGCUCUUUGUUCUCAUAUUACAUAUUGAUUAGAAGCAAACGAAAGACAGCCCUUAAACAGCAGUGAUGAGACGGCGUGUUUUUCCACCGCCUUGACAUCAGAUGAUGAGGUGAUAGCAACCUCAGAAACGUACAACUAAGCAGACCUGAAGUGGUCUUAUAAUAGUUUGUAUCAAGAUGUAGGACAUACGAUGUAAUACAUCGCACAUAGCAGAUUAUCAAACCCUUAUAAGUGCUUUAGAUGCAGUUAAAGAUCGACACCGAUCAGGCGUAACAUUAUGACCAUCUGCCUAAUAUGGUAUUGGUUCUCCUUUUGCUCCCGAAACAGUUCUGACCCAUCGAACAUUAACAGAAUUAACUUCUUCAGCCAUUUGAGCUACAGGAGCUCGUCUGUUGGUUCGGACCACACGGACCAGUCUUCACGUCCCAUGUACAUCAGUGAGUCUCGGGUGCCCAUGAACCUGUCACCGGUUCACCACUGUUCCUUCCUUGGACCACUUUUAAUAGAUACUGACCACUGCAUAUAUACAGUGUGAGAUUUUUAUAGAUAUAUAUAUAUAUAUAUAUAUAAAAUGCAGUCAGAAAGUUUGUAUAGAAUAGUCCAAAUAGCUAUUGAAGCACAGUGGCCAUGUACUUUCAUUAGGAUCCUUUGUGGGUGAUUCUAUAACUGCGUUGCUAUUGAGGGAUAAAUGACACUUAGAACAAGAACAAACACAUAUUUAACCCAUCUCUCUCUCUCUCUCUCUCUCUCUCUCUCUCUCU